AUGGCCUCCACCGAGGACUCCGGCAGCUUACUGCGUGCUCCCUCCAACACCUCAACCUACACCUCGCUUACCCGCCGACCCUCGGCCUACAAGCCCCUCCUCACCUACGCUCUCGAGAAAGAGAAGCACUACCAGCAGCAGUACGCUGACAUGUACUUCCUGCGCCUCGCGAAGCUUAAACCCGCCGUGGAAGCCAUCGCGGCAGAAGCGUGGGACGGCUUCUGCAUUGGCGGAGAGGAGGUCGAGAGGACGGAGCGGGUGCUGGAUGUUAGGCAGGGGAAGCUGUGCUGGGUCGCGGGGACAAUUUACAUGGAAAUGCCACUGAAGCCGAACAUUCUGGAUGAUAUCUCGAAGGACCAUUGGAUCUCUGCGCUGCCACCACGGCAGAAAUACUUGUCGCCAACGGGAGAGGAUCUCGUUAUGCUGGAAGACGAAUCUGGGCGACUGAGGCUUGUGGGUGCGCCGCUGGCGAGCGAAAUGCUGGUUACGGGGUGCAUUGUUGCGGUGAUGGGGACGGAGAACGCGAAUGGGGAUUUCGAGGUUGUGGAUAUCAAGGUCCCAGAUUUACCGCCGCAAGCUGAACGCUGGCAUACUUCAGAACCGAUACCCGAUAAGAAAAUCGAGGAAGAUGAAGACGAGGAUGUGGAUAUGGAUAAGCCUGCGCCUGCUAGCGGCAAGAAAAUCGCUAUUGUCUCUGGCCUGGGAUUUUCAGGCACGGAUGCGGGCCAUUCGUUGGAGGUUGGUCUUCUGGCUGAGUACCUGUUGGGCGAAGCUUUGGACCCGACUGCGCAAGAAAGUGUCUCGCAGAUCAGCAGGUUGAUCAUUGCGGGAAACUCCAUUGCGUUUAAUAACGAGGCGGUUUCUCACGAUACCAUUGGCAAUACACGGAAAGCGCAUAAGAAAUACGGAUAUGACAGCAGUGCCUACAAUCCCGCUCCUACGAAACACCUCGACGAUUUCCUGGCUACGAUACUGCCGAGUAUGCCUAUUACUCUGAUACCGGGGUACUCAGAUCCUGCGAAUGUCAGUUUGCCGCAGCAGCCUAUACAUCCUGCUAUGUUUCCCCAAGCUCGGACGUAUGGUGCUAUUCCGCCUUCGAAGGAUGGCGAGCCAGCACAUCCGGGGUGGUUUGACACUGUGACGAAUCCCUGGGAUGGCGAGAUUGAGGGGUGGAAAGUGCUGGGUACGGGUGGCCAAAACGUGGAUGAUGUGUUCAAGUAUGUGGAGAGUGAGGACCGGCUGGGUAUGCUGGAGGCGAUCUGUAGGUGGAGGUGUGUUGCACCAACUGCGCCGGAUACGUUAUGGAGCUACCCAUUCCAAGAAGAUGACCCGUUCGUGAUGAACGCCUGCCCUCACCUCUUCUUCGUAGGCUCGCAGCCGAAAUUCGACACGGCGGAGAUCGAGGGCCCGAACGGACAGACGGUGCGGUUGAUUGCCGUCCCGAGGUUCGCGGAGACGGGGGAGCUGGUGUUGGUGGAUUCUGAGACGCUUGAGGCUUCGGUGGUGAGGAUAUCAGUUGCCUGA
Messenger RNA from Drepanopeziza brunnea f. sp. 'multigermtubi' MB_m1, 1524 nucleotides. RefSeq lists its product as uncharacterized. Gene Ontology annotation, cellular component: delta DNA polymerase complex. Gene Ontology annotation, molecular function: DNA binding. The record is from RefSeq and is a predicted model, not a curated record. Lineage: Eukaryota; Fungi; Ascomycota; Leotiomycetes; Helotiales; Drepanopezizaceae. Gene Ontology annotation, biological process: DNA strand elongation involved in DNA replication; DNA replication.